This is a messenger RNA of Melitaea cinxia (Glanville fritillary), 984 nucleotides long. RefSeq lists its product as uncharacterized. The coding region runs from base 1 to 984 and encodes 327 amino acids. Lineage: Eukaryota; Metazoa; Arthropoda; Insecta; Lepidoptera; Nymphalidae. The record is from RefSeq and is a predicted model, not a curated record. The transcript has a single exon.
AUGAACGAAGAGAGAUAUGAUAAACUUAACAAAAAAAAUCAAAAUAGAUACAUAUGUUCUAUAUGCUUAAACCAAAAACCCUUAAAGGAAGACAGAAGCUUUGAAUGUGAUAAAAGAAAAUCAAAAUCAUGUCCCGUUUGCCAAAAAAACUAUAGUUCCGAAGAUGAUUGUGAGGUAGAAAAUUACUACAAAUGUAAUGUAAAGGUUGACAGAAAAGACAAAUGUGUGAAAAUUGUUCAAACAUCCCAACCAGACGUCACACAAGGUAUGUCGUUACUUAACGAAGUUCUAACAGUAUUUCAGAGUAAGAAACAAUGUGAUAUCAAAAGAGAUAAAUGUAAAACUAUUAUAAUGAAAGAUGCCAGUAUUAAUACUGAAGACUUGAGAAAAGAUUUGUCUAAACUAACUGUCAGUAACGUUUUCUAUUUCACAAUAGAAGAAAACAAUCAAAUGAACGAUAGUAAGUUUCAAAUAUUAAAUAGUCAACCAGAAACAACGAAAGCUUCUCAAUUUUCUAUAGACCUUAUGCAUCGUAAAUCAUCAUCGAUACCUCAAAUGAAAUUGGAGGAAUUGAAAAAAUCUCUAAAAGAAAAAAAUAAAUCCAAAGACGCUAUAGAAGAAGUUAACAGAAUGUUUGCAACGGUACGAAAAUGUGAGAUGAAUAACAAAGUGGAAACUCCAAACAGACCGAUGAUAAGGAGUGGUCCAAGAGUAUUGCCUGUUGUGAAAACACCCAAUGAAAAUACAGAAAUACAAAAUAGACUUGCGACUAAUUGCAGAUAUUGUCAGACCAAUUACAAAAUGUCCAGUGGCGAUUCAUUUGAGUAUAAUCAGAGAACGAAUGAUAAAUGUGAAAAUUGUUUUUACAUGAUGUGCUGCCAUUAUCAACAUAGCUUACAUUCUAGAACCGCUUGUCCUAAUUGUUGUAAGGACUAUAAACCUAAUGAAAAUACCAACAAUCAACAUCCAUGUACGAGGUUGUAG